AACCCUAUAAAGUGCCCUGCUCCCUUGAGAAAAUACCCCGCACGAGUUCUAGCAGCAUAUUACUGUUCGCAGUCUCUGAGAUUCUGCACUUCAAACGGCUUUCGUCAGCUAUUACCUGAACUCCACUUCAUCAGCAACAAUCCCAGCAACCAUGCAACCCGUUAUGUCGACGACGUUCGUGUACCUAUUGUCUAUUGUAUUCACUGUCGUUCAGUUCACCACGGCCGACUUCGAUCUCUAUAGGGUCGACAGCGACUGGUCUAGACUCGGCUGGGCUCUCUUCGACAUGGACGCAGAACCAGGCACCGCUGGUAGUACGUGUGACGAUGUAAAUAACCACGCCUUCUAUCCCGGCAAGAACGACUUGAGCACGGCCGUCUGGUCAUCGUGGCCGGAUGUCAAUAUAGUUGAGAUGCACUUCGUCAACAAACCUCUCUAUCACUGGACAAUAUACAAGGACGAUGGGUACGUGCGGGACAACGGAUGGAAAUGGUGGCUAUGGGGCGUCGACGGCCACAACUACGGAGAGUGCUUUGCAUACGAGGGUCACGACGUGGAUUGCUAUGAUGCGAAGAGCAAUGGACAUGUCUACUACAACUGCAAAUUCCGUUGCAACGUGCGGGAUCCCACUAUCACUGCGAAGGCUAUCAACGCGGCGUACUGGAAGGAUACCGGGUACAAGCCGCCAAACACCAAGAAGUCACUCAGCAAUGGGGCGGUUGGCAAUGCGACUGCGAUUGCGUGGACAAACUAA
This is a messenger RNA of Paraphaeosphaeria sporulosa, 754 nucleotides long. RefSeq lists its product as uncharacterized. Bases 152 to 754 code for a protein of 200 amino acids. NCBI's taxonomy places the organism in Eukaryota, Fungi, Ascomycota, Dothideomycetes, Pleosporales, Didymosphaeriaceae. The record is from RefSeq and is a predicted model, not a curated record. The transcript has 2 exons.